UGUGAUAUGCGGCCAAUAGAGAGCACUGUUCACCAAGCAUCAGACGAAUAUUCGGUGUUUUCUUCACGCUGCUUAUUACAGGAAUCUGAUUCAAAGAAAAAGCCUGAAAGCGCUACAUGGCAGUGCAGAAGAAACAAGUAGAGCGCGUGGUCACAUCCAGCUCGUUUCACUAUGCGCUCGCGCUGCUAACGGUCACAGUCCGGUAAGACUGCAGGACAGCGGCACGAGCUCACGCGCUUUCUGCUAUAGGACCAGUGAUGGAGGCGGCAGCCGACGGGGCGAGCAGCCUGGCUGAGGCCGAGGAUGGCAGCCCGUUAUCCGGAGACGAACCGGAGUUUGGGGUCGGUGACAGCCAAGCAAUGGAUCCAGAUGCUGUCAGAAAUGCUUUCAUCUCAGAGAUGGCAUCAUCUUCAGGCCAGCCAGGCCUCGGGAAAAAGAUCGGACACAGAGGGGUGGACGCUUCUGGAGAGACGACAUACAAGAAGACCACAUCAUCAGCACUGAAAGGAGCCAUCCAGCUUGGUAUCGGCUACACGGUGGGCAAUCUGAGCUCCAAGCCCGAGAGAGACGUCCUCAUGCAGGACUUCUACGUAGUGGAGAGCAUCUUCUUUCCCAGCGAGGGGAGCAACCUGACGCCGGCCCACCACUAUCCCGACUUCCGUUUCAAGACAUAUGCCCCUGUGGCUUUCCGUUACUUCAGGGAGCUGUUUGGGAUUCGCCCCGAUGAUUAUCUGUACUCUCUAUGUAACGAGCCGCUGAUCGAGUUGUCGAACCCGGGAGCCAGCGGUUCUGUGUUCUAUGUCACCAAGGAUGACGAGUUCAUCAUCAAGACUGUCUUGCACAAGGAGGCGGAGUUCCUACAGAAGCUUCUGCCUGGGUAUUACAUGAACCUUAACCAGAACCCUCGCACACUGCUGCCCAAGUUUUUCGGCUUGUACUGCGUGCAAUCCGGAGGAAAGAACAUCCGAGUGGUUGUCAUGAACAACAUCCUGCCCAGGGUGGUACGCAUGCACCUUAAAUACGACCUAAAGGGCUCUACAUACAAGCGCCGGGCCUCGAAAAAGGAGCGAGAGAAGGCAAAGCCAACAUUUAAAGACCUCGACUUCAUGCAGGACAUUCCUGAGGGCCUGAUGCUGGAUGUUGACACUUACAAUGCCCUUGUCAAGACGCUCCAGAGAGAUUGCUUGGUGCUGGAGAGUUUUAAGAUCAUGGAUUACAGUUUGUUGCUGGGGCUUCAUAACCUCGACCAGGCUGAGAGGGAGCAGAACAUCGAGGGCUCUCCGAGUAGCAGUGACGGGAAGAGACCACCAGCACAGAAAGCCCUCUACACCACAGCCAUGGAGUCCAUCCAGGGAGCCUCAGCCUGCGGAAAGGACAUCGACACUGACGACACGAUGGGAGGCAUCCCAGCAGUGAACAGUAAAGGAGAGCGUCUGUUGCUGUACAUUGGCAUCAUUGACAUCCUGCAGUCCUACAGGUUAAUAAAGAAAUUAGAACACACAUGGAAAGCUCUCGUUCAUGACGGGGACACAGUGUCUGUGCACCGACCUUCUUUCUAUGCAGACAGAUUCUUCAGAUUUAUGAGCAGCACAGUAUUUCGGAAGACCUCCUCCUUGAGGUCUUCUCCCUCAAAGCGUGGCCGAGGAAGCCUGGCUAUGCCCAAAUACUCAGGGCCUGGAGCUGCAUGGUCGAUCAGCCAGCUUCCCUCUGAGAGAGACAACAACAUUUACGACCUUCGAGGGGCUCGCAGCUUCCCCACACUGGAGGACGAAGGUCGCUCAGAUGUUCUUCCCUGCACACCUCCAUCAUUUGAGGAUGCCACCACAGCCUCCAUUGCCACCACACUCUCCUCCACCACCUCUCUCUCCAUUCCAGAACGCUCCCCAUCUGACACCUCUGAGCAACCCCGCUACAGGAGACACACCCAGUCUAGCCAAGACGGAACGACACAGGAGGAAGAUCAGCAGACCAUCACAGUAGAGGUGGAGUUGAAAAGACAAGACAGCGAGCCUACGCUCAUAGCACCACAACCUUCUCCAGAGACAAGUGAGGAGUUGGAGCUCUGUGCAGAAGCUUCCUGUUCCACAGUUCCCGUGAGUCCUAAAAUCGUGGUGGACUCGGACUGCACUAGUCAAGCCUCCGGCUGCCCCAGCCACUCCUCUGUAGACGAGGAUGAUGAUGUGCCAAUCACUGAUAUCUACUUUCCUUUGGAGGAGAGGAGCUGGGUUUAUUCUCCUCUGCACUACGCUACAGACUCUAGGUCUCUGCCCACAGGGGAUGAGGACAGCGAUACACAGUGAGUGCGACUACUCCAGUGAUCCCUCAAGCGUGACGUGGCUUCCAACUCAACUCAACUGACCAAACUUCCUACCACAUUUUUUUAACUGACUGGUGUGUUCGAUCCUCGUCUUCUCAUGAUCCAAAACCCCACGCAGGCCGCAGUGUGAAGCUUUGUGCUGAACGUACACUAGCAUCAUUCUCCUGUCGUUUUCUGCCAACCAGUAACAGCUGCAUUCAUUAAGAUAACAUUCCUGUAAUUCAUAAAAAGUUUUUUAUUUUGUUUUUUACUUUUCUAUAUGUGUGAUUCUCUGAGUGUGAUACUGUGAACAUGCUUUCAUCUGUAUAAAAAAUAUGUUUGGUGUGUAACAUGAGUGUGGAGAAAGCUUGCUCUUGCUUGUAUACUUAAAGCAUCUAUAUUCUACAAUUAAGGUCUCUCCGUGAUAUAAUGAACUACUGGUAAUGUUAUAUUGUCAGCUAUAUCAGGAGGUGGCAAAUGAUCAGUUCAAAUUGAUGCAAUUCUCUUCGUAUAGCGCUUUUUAACAAUGGACAUGGUCCCAAAGCAGCUUUACAGUACAUGAAUAUACUUUAAAUUUAUCCCUAAUGCGAGAGCCAGGUGCAAUAGUAACAAGAAAAAACUCCCUGUAACAUCAUGAGGACAAAAACAUGUGAGGAACCAGAUUCAAAAGGGAAACUGGACUCGUCUGGGUGACAGUGGAUAGUGUGAUUUAUAAAAUGAAUUUAAAAAAAAGAGUUUCUCUAUAACUCUACUGUAUGGACAAAAGCCAGGUACAAUUUUACUGAAAUGAAAAUUUUGAAAAUAACAUUUAUUGACGUUCCAUUUUAUGCAAGCUGUUAUGUAAACAUGGAUGAUUUGUAGACUGGGGUAUUAAUAAUGUCUGAUGUGUUUUUUUUUGGGUUUUUUUUUGAUGAAUUCAACUCCUGUAGAUUUUCUUAUUCCUCUAAAGAGUCAUUCAAAAAACUUGAGUUGAGUUUAUAAAGUACUGUUACAGCUUUCUAACGUGGUGAUUUAAGUGGGAAUGACCAAGCGGAAGUCAACAUGGAUGUGUUAAUUAAACAUUAGUUGAUAUUUAUCUACACACAAUAUAUUGAAUUACAGCAGAUUUUAUGAGGGCUGUUUGGGGUUAAAGACAGCAUCAUUUCACACAGUUUCCUAAAAACUCUUCCUUUCUAAUACUUUAUUUAAAUGUUCCACAAAUCAAGCAUUUUCUUUGCUGAAGGCCUAUCUUUAAAACCAAUGGGAAUGCUUUCCUCUUAAGACUGUUCUAUCACAGCACUUUAUUUCAUUAUAUCACGAUCGUUUGAGCAGGAUGCAAGUUUUCCACCAAUGUUGUGAUCUACACUGCAGGAAAGGAUUAAAAAUCUUGUUCAAAUGUAUAAUUAUUUGUAAGUAUAGAGUAAUUUAAGUGUGUAUGUGUUUGAAAGUGUAAGUGUGAGGACGUGUGAUUUAAUAGAUAUUUGAUGGGUGUUAAAAUGCUGAUCAUGGUCACAAUGCUGUUGUGUGAUAUAAUGGACCUACAGCAGCAAUACAGAGUGUUUGUACUUUUUGGUUGCCUUAUUUAUUUCUCAUUUGUAGUGUUCUGAUACCAUAGUUAGUGACUCACUAAUUAUAUGUACAUGGGAAAAAAAGUAUAAAUACAAAUAAUGAAGAAAUACUAGACUAUAUUUUAUCCUGUGGAUUUGGAGGGGUUUUUUUGUUUUGUUUUGUUUUGUUUUUUUUAAACUUCCCUCAAGCUGCACAUAAAAACGAAUCAAGUGAAUUAAGCAGAUUCUCCCCAAGAUGAAGAGCAUGCAGUCAUAUUUGCGUUUCAGACGUCGCAUUGUACCGCACGUGGGAACUUUCAUGAAUGUGCAAGAGUAUCGACAUCGUCUUCUAAAAGUUGUCUGUGUAUGUGUGGUUAAAGAUGUGUGGCCCUGAUCAAUUAGAAUAAGCAGUGCUGUUGAGAACAAGCAUUUUGUCAUUGGAAAUUGUAAAUAUAUAAUGAAAAUUAAAAAUGAAAAAUUAAC
Tachysurus fulvidraco (yellow catfish) is the source of this 4305-nucleotide messenger RNA. RefSeq names its product phosphatidylinositol-4-phosphate 5-kinase, type I, gamma a (gene pip5k1ca). The record is from RefSeq and is a predicted model, not a curated record. Lineage: Eukaryota; Metazoa; Chordata; Actinopteri; Siluriformes; Bagridae. The transcript has 18 exons. Gene Ontology annotation, biological process: phosphatidylinositol metabolic process. The coding region runs from base 258 to 2300 and encodes 680 amino acids. Gene Ontology annotation, molecular function: phosphatidylinositol kinase activity.